This is a messenger RNA of Symbiodinium sp. CCMP2456, 1101 nucleotides long. The record is from the annotation of a GenBank genome assembly. NCBI's taxonomy places the organism in Eukaryota, Dinophyceae, Suessiales, Symbiodiniaceae.
AUGUCCCUUCGGCUUUGGUCCGUCGCUGCCGCCGAGUUCACCGUGCGCCAUGCUCUGGGCUCCGAUGGUGAGGCGACACCCUUGAUGUACGCUGCCAAGCACGGCUAUGUGGAGGCGGUUCAGGCGCUCGUGGAGAACCGGGCCCCGCUGGAGCAAGAGGAUGACGAUGGCUUCACAGCACUGAUGUGGGCCGCGAGAUUCGGGCAUCCGCAGGUGGUCGAGACCCUUUUGGAGCAUGGUGCCAGGAUGGAGGCCCAGAGCCCAAGUGGGUGGACUUCACUAAGCUUGGGUGUUUCUUUCGAUCAUCCAGAGGUAGUCCAUGCACUCCUAAGGGCACAUCCCCUCCAUGACCCCUGGGCUUUAGACCCCCACACCGGCGCCCCUCUCUGGACGGAGAUCAGCAACGAGACUCUUCGUGGCUGGUGGCAGGCGCAGAUGAGCGUCUCGAGCCUGGCCAUGCAGAGCGCCCAGUGCUGGGAGACCUACGCCGCGCUUUGCGGCGGCAUUCUUGGAGCGAUGGCUCUCGUGGCGGCCCAGGGUGGUAUCGACAAGUCACUGUGGCAUCGGGGAGUGUACCGCCCUCUCCAUGACCCCCACUCCAUGGCUAUGGAAGACUUCCGGCAAGGAGCCCGGCUAAUUGUGGCCAAAGCGAUUCAACCGAAAGUCCAGGGGGCCAUGCUCAAGUUCUACCGGCUCCUGGAAGUCUGCAGCAAUGUCGUAUUCGUCUUCGGCACGAUGAUGCUGCAGAAGUGGUGGGUCUUCUUUCUACCUGUGACUUUCGUGUCCUUCCUCGGCCCUGCUGUCUUCCAGUGGCCCUUAGCCAAGCUCAGCCGCAGCCCUGCAUUGGCCAUCGCUGUAAGGGGCCCAAGCGGCGCCCUGAUUGCCCUCGUCCGACUGGGAACCCUGCUGGCGCUUUGGGUCUGCAACUGGGCUCCUAUGAACCCCCUCCUUGGGCAAGUCAUGUUGAAGUGGAGCUCGGCGUGGGCUCAGCAAUCCCUGCUUGAAGAGUUUCCUGUCGACGAGCAGAACUUGACUGGUGUACAGGACGACCUCUCCUCCCUGCAUCUCAACGUCACGGCCGCGCGCACGGCGCGACUUUAG